Molecule: messenger RNA, 3355 nt
Organism: Choloepus didactylus (southern two-toed sloth)
Lineage: Eukaryota; Metazoa; Chordata; Mammalia; Pilosa; Megalonychidae
Gene: CDR2L
Product: cerebellar degeneration related protein 2 like
Exons: 5
Coding region: 93-1643 (516 amino acids)
Source: RefSeq, a predicted model, not a curated record
GCCGCCCGGCGGCCCCCGGCUCCGCGGGACCCCGGCCCGGCCCGACCGCCGCUGCGCUCCCCGGCCCCGCGUGGGCGCCCGGCCCGCGGCCGAUGGCGAGGGGGCGCGGCGCGGGCGGGGACGCUGCGAGCCCGAGACGGCGACGCGGGAGGCCCGGCCCGCCUCUGCCGCAUUGUCCCGGGCCCCGCGCCCGGGCCCUGAGCCGCGCCGCCGCAGCGCCCCUCCCGCCCGCCGCGCGCGGGGCCAUGAGGAGAGCCGCCGGGAUGGAGGAGUUCGCGGCGGAGGACGAGGAGCCCUGGUACGACCAGCAGGACCUGGAGCAGGACUUGCACCUGGCUGCAGAGCUGGGGAAGACGCUGCUGGAGAGGAACAAGGAGCUGGAGGAGUCUCUGCAGCAGAUGUAUUCCACCAACGAGGAGCAAGUGCAGGAGAUCGAGUACCUGACCAAGCAGCUGGACACGCUGCGGCAUGUGAACGAGCAGCACGCCAAAGUGUACGAGCAGCUGGACCUGACGGCCCGAGACCUGGAGCUGACCAACCAGAAGCUGGUGCUGGAGAGCAAGGCUGCCCAGCAGAAGAUCCACGGGCUGACGGAGACCAUUGAGCGCCUGCAGGCCCAGGUGGAGCAGCUGCAGGCCCAGGUGGAGCAGCUGCGGGGCCUGGAGCAGCUGCGGGUGCACAGGGAGAAGCGGGAGCGCAGGCGCACCAUCCACACCUUUCCCUGCCUCAAGGAGCUGUGCACCAGCCCCCGGUGCGAGGAUGCCUUCCGCCUGCACAGCUCCUCCCUGGAGCUGGGCCCGCGGCCCCUGGAGCAGGAGAACGAGCGGCUGCAGACCUUAGUGGGUGCGCUGCGCUCCCAGGUGGGCCGGGAGCGGCAGCGCAAGGAGCGGGCGGAGCGCGAGUACACGGCGGUACUGCAGGAGUUCUCGGAGCUGGAGCAGCGGCUGGGCGAGAUGGAGGGCUGCCGCCUGCGCGUGCAGGAGCUGGAGGCCGAGCUGCUGGAGCUGCAGCAGAUGAAGCAGGCCAAGACCUACCUGCUGGGCCGCGAGGACCACCUGGCCGAGGCCCUGCUCGAGCCCCUAACCCAUGCCCCCGAGGCCGACGACCCCCAGCCGGGCAGCGGGGGCGACUUGGACGCCCAGGACGGUGCCUCCUCGCCGGCCACCUCCCCGGGCCACGCAGUACGCAAGAGCUGCAGCGACACGGCGCUCAACGCCAUCGUGGCCAAAGACCCGGCCAGCCGGCACGCGGGCAACCUCACGCUGCACGCCAACAGCGUGCGCAAGCGCGGCAUGUCCAUCCUGCGGGAGGUGGACGAGCAGUACCACGCUCUGCUCGAGAAGUACGAGGAGCUGCUGAGCAAGUGCCGGCAGCACGGGGCCGGGGUGCGCCACGCCGGCGUGCAGACCUCGCGGCCCAUCUCCAGGGACAGCUCGUGGAGGGACCUGCGGGGCGGCGAGGAGGGCUCCAGCGAGGCCAGGGCCGGCGAGAAGAGUCUCAGCCAGCACGUGGAGGCCGUGGACAAGCGGCUGGAGCAGAGCCAGCCCGAGUACAAGGCACUCUUCAAGGAGAUCUUCUCCAGGAUCCAGAAGACCAAGGCCGACAUCAAUGCCACCAAAGUCAAGACACCCAGCAGCAAGUGACUCUUCUUCAGCCUGCAGCCUCCCCCUGGGGCCUGGCCACCAAAUCCCUGGCACCUGCUUCCUGCAGCCUCUGGUGAGCGAGCGAGAGCCCUUUAGCAGCAAUGCAUCAAAUCAGGUGCCCCCCCCCCCACCAAGUGGUAUGGAGGAGGAGGCCCCUCUCUUUCCCCAGGGGUGCGGAUAUUGUUGCAUGUUUCUUGCUAAUGGGGGGGCGGCCCCUACCUGUCCUGUUUCCCAGGAGCCCCCGACCAUCCUGCAUCUGCCCAAAGGCGCAGCUCAGAGUUUAAAAGCCAAACGUCCUCCCCACUCUCCUGGGGGGUGAGGGGGGAGGUUUCCAGCUUCUCCAACUCCCUUGCUUCCUGACCCUGUGCCCCACCCUCAGAUCUGUGGCCAGGCUACUGGACUAUUGGCCUUUUUUCAAGGUUCUGUGUUUUUUUUUCUUUUGAGAGAUUUGCAAUGCAAGGUCCCCUGACCCCCUGCCACAACUGGAAACACUUGAAGAGGGACCCUAGAGCCAGCUGUUGCGGGCUCCAGGGGUUUCCUGGACCACUCACUGCAUCUCCCCAGCCAUGAUGUGCUGUCAUUUUCUUAGCACCAGCUGUCCCCCCAACCCAGGAUCCUGACCAGGUCAGAGACGGCCCCCACCACACAGAGCAGGAGGCCUCCGUUCCAGCCCUGGUGAGGUCGGGCUUCUGGGGUCCCCGGCCCACUGCAGAUAUGUAGCCAAUCAGAGGAGGGGUAGAGGGAGCCCAUCUGCAGCCAUACAAGAGCAUCGCACCCUGUUUCCCUUGAGGCCAGCCUCCUUGGUUUCCAGCCCAGAAAUGCCUUCUGGACAUUAAGCUGUCUAGGGGCCAGGGGCAGUGGGGAGCCCCACUCCAUACACCACCUCUGACUCACCAAGCUCACUCUCUGCCCCGCUUCCCUGCACCUGCCCCCAUCUCAGGGACCACGAUGUCUCAUCCCCUCUCAUGCUCCCUGCAGGCCAACCCCAGCAGAGUUCACAUCUGCCAACCCCAGAAUGCCCUGGGCAACGGCCACCAGCCAGAGGUCCCAGCUUCCAUCGCUGUCCCCCUCCCCUCACUGGGGACCACCUGAGAUUCUCACCCCACACUGAACAGUAUUGAAUUGGGAUGGGAGGGGGAGGACAUGUGUUUUCUCUCCCAUAAAAUGCCUCCUUUUAACCUCCCACUUUUUGGGGGGCUUUUGAGGACCCAGCUGGGUCAGGGGGUUAAUCUUUUGGUUUAAGGCUCCAGAAAAUCAAGCUUUGGCUAAGAGAUGCUGGGAGCCCCCACUUGCCCUGAGCAGUUCUUCAGGGGUUCCAGUUUCUUCUGCUGCCCCUCCCAUGACUCUAGAAAUAUAAGGAGCCAUACAGCCCAGUGGAAGGCGGUGGCGGUGGCCUCUGCGGGAGCCCAGUGGGAACCUUCUUGCCUUAUUCGUUUCUAGUGGGUAAAGGGGUUUCUUAACAAGCAAGCCCCGACCUCCCUGGAGGCACUGUGACAACAGCUGGCGGCUGGGUCCUUCCGUUCCCACAACUUGGAAUCUUUUGUCCUCUGGGGCUGGGCAGCUCCUGGCCCUUCAUGUGUCACUGUCAUCUAGGGUGGAGGAGACGGGGUGGAUGGGGUGGAGGGAAGGAUCUCCGUCCUGUUCACAAACCUCAGCUCUGUAGUAGCCAACCAGCGUCACCUUUGAAGUAUACAUGAGAGAAAUAUAUUUAC